CUCCUUCCCUUCCUCCUCCCCCUCCUGCUGCCGCUGCCGCUGCCGCAGCCUGGGAGGCCACUUACUGCUCAUGCCUUCUCUGCUGCUCCUCUUUUUUCCUCAUUAGGUCAUGGGAAAGCAUAGCCCCGGGGCCCGGUCCAGCCUGAAUCACAGGUGACGGUGCCUGAGUACCGAGAAGCACACAUACUCACGCACAGCGCUCACGCUUACACACACGCACAAACGCCCAGUGUGAGGAUCCGAAGACGGAGGCAAACCCCCCGGAUGCGAAUGGGGGGAAAGAGAGCCACCUGGGAGCUGGCAGGAGGCCAAGCGGUGAUGAAAGCCCCAGAGAAUGGAAACAAAAAAACGAGGGCUUUUGUAAUCGCUACGCCCACUAGCCGGGCUAUAAAGGCUGGGGGAGAAGAGCCACGCUCACACACACCUCCCAGGGCCAGCUCCUCCUCGCGUGCCUGAAAACACAGUAGACCUCCUCUCUCUGCCUCAUCAUGGCCACCACCACCAUCCGCCAGUACACCACCUCCAGCUCCAUCAAGGGCUCUUCCGGCCUGGGCGGCAGCUCCUCCCGAGCCUCCUGCCGGGCCCCAGGCAGCUUUGGUUCUGCCUCCUCCUCUAGGCUGGUGUCCGGAGGGAGCCUGGGGGGAGGCUAUGGAGGCAGCAGCUACUCUAGUGGGUACAGCUUCAGCAGCGGGAUGGGGGGCAGCUAUGGAGGCAGCUUCGGGAGUGUGGACGGCCUCCUGGCUGGUGGGGAGAAGGCCACCAUGCAGAAUCUCAAUGACCGUUUGGCUAGCUACCUGAACAAGGUGCGUGCCCUGGAGGAGGCCAACACCGACCUGGAACUGAAGAUCCGGGACUGGUACCAGAAGCAGGCACCUGGGCCAGCCCGGGACUACAGCGCCUACCAUCAGACCAUCGAGGACUUGAAGAAUAAGAUCCUCACAGCUACUGUGGACAAUGCCAACAUCCUUCUGCAGAUUGACAAUGCCCGUCUGGCUGCUGAUGACUUCAGGACCAAGUAUGAGACAGAGCUGGCCCUGCGUACCAGUGUGGAGGCUGAUAUCAAUGGCCUGCGAAGGGUGCUGGAUGAGUUGACCUUGGCCAGGGCUGACCUAGAAAUGCAGAUUGAAAAUCUGAAGGAGGAGCUGGCAUACCUGAAGAAGAACCAUGAUGAAGAGAUGAAUGCCCUAAGAGGCCAGGUGGGUGGUGAGAUUAACGUGGAGAUGGAUGCAGCACCUGGUGUGGACCUGAGCCGAACCCUGUCUGAGAUGCGAGACCAGUAUGAGAAGAUAGCAGAGAAGAACCGCAAGGAUGCUGAGGACUGGUUCUUCAGCAAGACUGAAGAGCUGAACCGAGAAGUCGCUACCAACAGUGAGCUCCUACAGAGUGGCAAGAGUGAGAUCUCUGAGCUCCGUCGCAGUGUCCAGGCCCUGGAGAUUGAGCUGCAGUCCCAACUCAGCAUGAAAGCCUCCCUGGAGGGUAGCCUGGCUGAGACAGAAAGCCGCUACUGUGUCCAGCUGUCCCAGAUCCAGGGGCUCAUCGGCAGCGUUGAGGAGCAGCUGGCUCAGCUCCGCUGUGAGAUGGAACAGCAGAACCAAGAGUACAAGAUCCUCCUGGAUGUGAAGACCCGCCUGGAGCAGGAGAUCGCCACCUACCGCCGCCUGCUGGAGGGGGAGGAUGCCCACCUGUCUCAGUACAAGCCCAAAGAACCUGUGACCACUCGCCAGGUGCGCACCAUUGUGGAGGAGGUGCAGGAUGGCAAGGUCAUCUCUUCCCGGGAGCAGGUCCACCAAUCCACCCGCUAAGACCUAGUAACCUGAGGGAACCUCAUUGGCCCAAGGGAGAAACAACAGGAAAGUCACUUUUCAGUGACCUCGCUUGGGACCCUCCUUCAGCUUCCUGAUGUAGCCUUUCUCCCUCCCCCAGCUCAUGCCUCUGAUUUUCAGAUUCCUACCUUUCCAACUAAUAAAGCUUGUUGACUUAGAACAA
Monodelphis domestica (gray short-tailed opossum) is the source of this 1986-nucleotide messenger RNA. RefSeq names its product keratin, type I cytoskeletal 17. The record is from RefSeq and is a predicted model, not a curated record. Lineage: Eukaryota; Metazoa; Chordata; Mammalia; Didelphimorphia; Didelphidae. Gene Ontology annotation, cellular component: cytoskeleton. Gene Ontology annotation, biological process: intermediate filament organization; epithelial cell differentiation. Gene Ontology annotation, molecular function: structural molecule activity.